This is a messenger RNA of Talpa occidentalis (Iberian mole), 1077 nucleotides long. RefSeq names its product ESX homeobox 1 (gene ESX1). Bases 33 to 908 code for a protein of 291 amino acids. Lineage: Eukaryota; Metazoa; Chordata; Mammalia; Eulipotyphla; Talpidae. The transcript has 4 exons. The record is from RefSeq and is a predicted model, not a curated record. Gene Ontology annotation, biological process: regulation of transcription by RNA polymerase II. Gene Ontology annotation, molecular function: DNA-binding transcription factor activity, RNA polymerase II-specific; RNA polymerase II transcription regulatory region sequence-specific DNA binding.
GGAGCGCACGCUUCAUCGACAGCUCGCGGGGCAUGGAGAGUCCUUCCAUGGCCGGCGCGCCUGGCACCAGCGACUGCAGCCUGAGAGUCGGUGGGGACGGGGAAGACCUGCACGAUGCAAAUCCUGCCCUGUGCUCGCUGUCUGGGACGGAAGGAGACACGGAGGAUACUCUCUCUGAACCUGAGCAGCCGACAGCAGCAGCAGACCAUCUUGGCGUGAGAGGGCCCAUCCCUUUGGACGACGAAAACCGUGAGGGCGGCGGCCGAGACCAGGAGCCCCAAGAACAGCGGGAAGAACCGGCCCCUGCGGCCACAGUUGCGGCUGCGGCCGGGCCACAGAUGCCAGAGAGGAAGCGCCGCUGCCGCACCACAUUCUCCGAGUUGCAGCUGCAUGAGCUGGAAAGUCUUUUCCGUCGCAAUCAAUACCCCGACAUGUUUACAAGAGAAGAGAUUGCAACACGCCUGAAUUUGAAUGAAUCCAGAGUGCAGGUUUGGUUUCAGAACAGAAGGGCCAAGUGGAGAAGAUACCAGAGAACUCUGAUGUACAGAAAUAUUGCCCCCUUUGUGAUCGGCGCUCCAAUGGGGGUAGUCCUUGAUAGGUUCUACAAUGGGUAUCCCAUUGUAGAACCUGCGUGGAGAUGUGUUCCUGUGGUGCCAAGGCCCGUCAUGCUGCCUGGGCCUCCUGUGGCACACGGGCAGCCUCUGCAACCCAUGCCACACAUGAUGCCUAUGCAACCUAUGAUGCCCGCGCAGCCCAUGAUGCCGAUGCCACCUGGGCCACCCAUGAUGCCCGAGCCACCCGUGAUUGCUGUGCCACCCAGGCCACCUAUGCCUCACUAUGAUCUGGCCCCUGUAGGCAUGGCCUGGACCCCUGUUGUCAAUGGUCAUUUCCCAGGCCCCAUUUUCUAAAGUGUGUUUGUUCUUUAUGACAGUUUUUUCCAAAGUAUUUUUUCUGCGAUAGCAAUUGUGUAUAGCAUAACAUCCAGAGCAGUUCAUCAAAUACCUGUUGAAUGAAUUCAAUGAGCAAAAUUAAAAGUGCCUGUUGGUUUUGUAAGGCACAGUGUGUUUUCAAUAAAGA